Messenger RNA from Camellia sinensis, 1828 nucleotides. The record is from RefSeq and is a predicted model, not a curated record. NCBI's taxonomy places the organism in Eukaryota, Viridiplantae, Streptophyta, Magnoliopsida, Ericales, Theaceae.
AAAUAUUUUAAAAUUUUAAUAAAUUCAAUCAAUAAUUUAAGAACUAAACAAAUUAUUUCAAAACUAAAUAAAUAAUUUGAUGAUAGUUAAUAUACAAAGUGUAAUAAACCCUUUUAUAUUUGUUGAGCCAAACAGUCAUUCUACUACCUAUCAACCUGCCAUACACUUUAUUUCUUGAAAAUUGUUGAACUAUCUAUCAACCUGCCAUACACAUGCUUCUCAUUUAAUGUUUAGGAUUGACAAUUCAAUUUUUUAUUAUUUAUUUGCUUCAUUUGCUUCUCUGAGUGGACAAAAAUUCAAAGAAUACGUACAAAUUUAUUUUAUUAUUAUUAAUGGCCAUUGCAGAUCCAAAAGACACUUUGAGUUUCUAUAUUUUUUUUUCUUUACAAUUGUCUUGGACACUGCUACAAUCACUCUCUCUAGGAACUUGGUUAUUUUCUCUCCCAUCAACACCAACGCCAACACCAACUCUAUAUGAUGGAGGCGAAGCAAAGCAACAAACGCAGAAGAAGAGCACCAAAAAUAUGCUCAAGAGCUGGCAAACGAAUGCAAAAGAAGUGCACCAAAAAAAACUCAAGAGUUUGCAUAUUCAUAUAUUCCUAUCUGCAGAGCAUAUAUUCAUCUGUAACAAAGAUUUUUCAUGGAUCCCCAUAGUCAAAACAUGGACUCUGAAGAUGAAGUUGAAGAACCAAGUGCAACUCCACUUUGGAAAUAUGUUACAAAAGUUCCUGGUGAAGCAUCUAGUGCCAAACCUGGAGGAGGUGGAUCAAUGAAAUUCAUUUGCAAUUUUGGUUGCAAAACAGAGGCAUAUACUGGUUCUUAUUCACGAGUUCGACAACACUUAAUUGGAAAAUUACCAGGCCAAAGAUAUCAAGGGAUAGGAGUAUGUCCAAAGCUGAGCCAGGCUGAGAAGGAAUUACUAAAGGAAGAGGAGUUGGCUACACAAAGAAUUUUUGGUGGAAAUUGUAAGUCUAGAAAAAUUCCCAUGCCUUCAAAGACACAGCAACCAUCUCAGACCACUGGAAAAUCUUCAGUUGACAAAAUGUUUCAAAUAGCUAGUAGAGAAGAAGUUGAUCAGAAGAUUGCAAGAUGCAUUUACGGCAAUGGCAUUGCUUUCAAUGUUGUGAGGUCACCAUUAUGGGCAGAUAUGGUCUCUUCUAUUCUCAAUGCACCAAAAGGGUACAAAUCCCCCAACUAUGAGAAAGUUAGGACUGCUCUUUUGGACAAAGAACAUAAGAAGGUGCAACAAUCUCUCACUCCCUUGAUGCAGGAUUGGAGCACUCAUGGGGUCUCUAUUAUUUCUGAUGGUUGGUCUAAUUUAAUAAACCAACCUCUUAUUAACAUCAUGGCUAUCUCUGGAGGUAAAGCUAUUUUUAUAAAUGGGCAUGAUGUUUCUUCCAUAGAAAAGACUGGGGCUAAUAUUGCUGAGUUGCUCUUGAAGGCCAUUGAUUAUGUUGGCCCUUCUAAUGUGGUCCAAGUUGUGACAGAUAAUGCUUCCAAUUGCAAGGUUGCAGGUACAAUAAUUCAGCGGAAGCAUGCCCAUAUUUUUUGGUCUGGUUGUAUGGCUCAUACGUUAAAUCUGUUGAUGAAGGAUAUAGCUAAAAGUGAGGAUUCAUUGCUGUCCUUUGUUGACGAGUCUUACAAAAAAGGCAAGGCAAUUGUUAAAUACAUCAAAAAUCACUCCUCUUGUCGGUACUUGUUCAAGACCUUUUCAGCAUUGGAGCUUCUCAAAGCAAAAAAAACCAGGUUUGGCCAUAAUUUUAUUGUAUUGCAAAGACUUGUUAAAGUGAGACCAUCAUUAAUGUCUAUGGCUCUAAGCAAGCAAUAG